Molecule: messenger RNA, 1717 nt
Organism: Galleria mellonella (greater wax moth)
Lineage: Eukaryota; Metazoa; Arthropoda; Insecta; Lepidoptera; Pyralidae
Gene: pelo
Product: protein pelota
Exons: 7
Coding region: 195-1358 (387 amino acids)
Biological process (GO): nuclear-transcribed mRNA catabolic process, non-stop decay; nonfunctional rRNA decay; RNA surveillance
Cellular component (GO): cytoplasm
Source: RefSeq, a predicted model, not a curated record
UUAACUGUCCGAGUGUCAGUCUAUCUUUUGACCUCUGACAUCUCAUUUUACAUUGCGAUUUGUUUCUAAUAUUUGUCGGCUUUUUUCCAUCUGGAUGGUGUUGUUACCUAUUUAAUAUUUUUUGGGUUUUAUUGGUAUAAUUAGAAAUCAGUCUUGUACCAUGAUUUUGAAAAGAUAAAUUGCGAAGGCUCAAAAUGAAGCUCGUACACAAAAAUAUCGAAAAAGAUGGCUGCGGGAAUAUUGCCCUUAUUCCUGAAGAGUCGGAAGAUAUGUGGCACGCAUAUAACCUGAUAGCUGAGGGCGAUGCAGUGACGGCGUCCACGGUACGGAAAGUGCAAACUGAAUCGUCAACAGGAUCGUCCACUAGUAAUAGAGUGAGGACUACACUAACGAUCCGCGUAGAAAAUAUAGAUUUUGAUACGCAAGCAUGUAUGUUGCGAUUAAAAGGACGAAACAUUGUUGAAAAUCAGUAUGUGAAGAUGGGUGCAUAUCAUACACUAGACCUGGAACUCAAUAGAAAAUUUAUACUGCAGAAAGUACUAUGGGAUUCUAUUGCACUAGAUCGUGUGGAAUUGGCCUGCGAUCCUGCAGCUAAUGCAGAUGUGGCAGCUGUGGUCAUGCAGGAAGGUCUUGCACAUGUAUGUCUCAUUACUCCAUCUAUGACAUUGGUGCGAUCCAAAAUAGAUAUGACUAUUCCAAGGAAACGAAAAGGUUUUGUACAGCAACAUGAAAAGGGCCUAAAUAAGUACUAUGAUGCAGUUAUGCAAGGUAUCUUGAGGCAUGUGGAUUUCAACAUUGUCAAAUGUGUGAUACUUGCAUCACCAGGAUUUGUCAAAGAUCAAUUUUUUGAGUACAUGAUGCAACAAGCUAUUAAGACAGAUAACAAACUCCUUAUUGAUAAUAAAAGCAAAUUUCUAUUGGUCAAAGCUUCUUCAGGUUUUAAGCAUUCCUUGAAAGAGGUUCUUCAAGAGCCUGCUGUGAUUACAAAAAUAUCAGAUACAAAAGCAGCAAGUGAAGUGAAAUUAUUAGAGAGUUUCUAUACUAUGCUGCAACUGGAGCCGGCUAAGGCAUUUUAUGGAAAGAAACAUGUUGAAAGAGCUAAUGAAGCUAUGGCAAUUGAAAUACUCAUGAUCUCUGAUAAAUUAUUUAGGUGUCAAGAUAUACAAAAAAGGAAGGAAUAUGUCAGUUUGGUGGAUUCGGUGCGUGAAAAUGGAGGGGAUGUAAGAAUAUUUUCAAGCAUGCAUGUCUCUGGUGAACAAUUGGACCAGUUAACGGGCAUAGCUGCUAUUCUUCGUUUUCCAAUGCCAGAACUAGAAGAAAGUGAUGCAGAAGAUGAUAGUGAUUCUGAAUCUAAUUAGAACUAAGGACUUGAUAGAUAAAUUUAUCUUUAAUUUACGAAAAUUAAGAUGUGACGUUAAUCCCAAAUUCGUUUUUAACCCUAAUGAUGUCUUAAAAAAAUGACUAGUAAUUUGGUCUAAGGGACCUUAAACCCUUAGUUCUGUUUUUGCUAAAGUGAUAUGCUUUCGUUGUAUCAUGAAUUUUUAAUAUUUUUAAUUCUGCUAUAGAUAAAUAUAUCUAAAAUUAUAUUUUUAUACUUUUUGCUAGUAGUUAAUGUAUCUAGCUAGGAACAAUUAUUCUGAAUGUAUAUAAAAUAUUUUUAUCCAAUUUGUUGUUGUGUUACUAUUUUGUAAAUAUUAUUUUAACUAUUAGUAGAAUA